Messenger RNA from Anisakis simplex (herring worm), 201 nucleotides. NCBI's taxonomy places the organism in Eukaryota, Metazoa, Nematoda, Chromadorea, Rhabditida, Anisakidae. The record is from the annotation of a GenBank genome assembly.
AUGUUGAGGGUUCCGCCACGUCCUCCACAACUCUUUAUGACGAGAUAUUCGAUGAGUACGGAUCCGCUGCUACCUCGGGUUCCGAAUCCGGUGCCACCUCGCAUUGUUUUCGUCGACAUCGUGUCGGAACAAAUGGUCAAAGGCCCACUCGUCAACCCAGUGACUGAAGGUCUAUGCUUGACUGCAGCACAGAAAUCGUGA